Molecule: messenger RNA, 363 nt
Organism: Penicillium waksmanii
Lineage: Eukaryota; Fungi; Ascomycota; Eurotiomycetes; Eurotiales; Aspergillaceae
Exons: 2
Coding region: 1-363 (120 amino acids)
Source: RefSeq, a predicted model, not a curated record
AUGAGGCAGAAGCGCGGCUCCGAGGCGCGUGGUCACAUGAUCACGCGUGCAUUAGCACAUGGAAAUGAUCUCGAUGACGGUGCAGUCUCUGGCCCCUUCCAUCAUGGAGAGACCGGAGACUCCCCUGUCGUCGCUUCAUCCCCGCCACUGAAUCAUCCACCCCUGAGCGACGAUGGCUCUGCCCCGCCAUCUCCCGCCCAACGAGUGAUUGAGCAUGAAAAUGCUGGCUCUCCACAGAGACGCGACCCUGGAUUUCGAAUUGUGAAAUCCUCGAGCCACUCCCAGGUUCCCUUGGAGUCGCUGCCCAACGGUAUGUGCCGUCUAAAUUCGCUCUCGAGUCGCUCUAACAAUACCCCACUCUAG